Molecule: messenger RNA, 2242 nt
Organism: Hippoglossus stenolepis (Pacific halibut)
Lineage: Eukaryota; Metazoa; Chordata; Actinopteri; Pleuronectiformes; Pleuronectidae
Gene: kif22
Product: kinesin family member 22
Exons: 13
Coding region: 215-2080 (621 amino acids)
Biological process (GO): mitotic spindle organization; microtubule-based movement
Molecular function (GO): microtubule binding; microtubule motor activity; ATP binding
Source: RefSeq, a predicted model, not a curated record
GGCGCCAGUGUCAGGUCGGCCUCUGAUUGGUCCGCAGUCGUUUCCGGUGGCAGCGCUCCUCUUUUGAAAAGUGUUCCGUUAGAGAAGAUGCGACGCCAUUGUUAAAAGUCGGUGUCCGCAAUGUCGCCCAGAGUGGAACUUGGAGACUCACGAAGGGGUUUUUGAAGCAGGAGUUCUCUCACAAUAUCGGCGUUUUUGUAUUUACGAGUUCAACAUGGCUCAGCGUGUGGCGACGGGAGAUGGAGCGAACAGGAAGACCUCCAGGGUCCGGGUGGCGGUCCGUCUCCGACCCUACAUGGGCAAACCGGACGAGAAAAGCGAGGGGCCGUGCGUGAGAGGCCUGGACUCCCAGAACCUGGAGAUCACCAACUGGAGGAACGCCACUGAAACGGUCAAAUACCACUUUGACGCGUUUCACGGGGAACAAACGACCCAGCAGCAGGUUUUCCUCUCCUCAGUGAAGCCUGUUCUACCGCACGCCCUCAAUGGACAGAAUGCCAGUGUGUUUGCCUAUGGGCCAACAGGAGCAGGUAAGACACACACCAUGUUGGGCAGUUCAGGGCAGCCAGGCAUGAUCCCCAGAGCCGUUCGCGAGGUCUUCAAUCUGGUGAAAGCAAAGGAUGAAGAUGAUGGAUGGGACUACAGCAUUGGCAUGUCUUAUUUGGAAAUUUACAAUGAGAAGGUUCUAGAUCUUCUAUCGCCAAGCUCCCACGAUCUGCCAAUCAGAGAGGACAAGGACAAGAACAUCCUCAUCCCCGGCCUCACCCACACAACGAUCUCCUCCUUCUCAGAAUUUGACAAACUCUUUGUGCCUGCCACACUCAAUCGGACUACAGCCUCUACCAAACUAAACGAGCGUUCCAGCCGCAGCCAUGCUAUUCUCCUCAUCAAGGUUGUGCGGACUCAGCGUGCCUUUCCCAACCGACAACAGACGGGCAAGCUGUACUUGGUAGACCUGGCUGGGUCUGAGGACAACCGCCGCACCGGCAACCAGGGCAUUCGUCUGAAGGAGAGCGGUGCCAUCAACCUGUCUCUCUUCACUCUGAGCAAAGUGGUGGAUUCUCUGAACUCUGGCACUGCCGUCCGUGUCCCGUACAGAGACAGUAAACUAACACGGCUGCUACAGGACUCUUUGGGUGGCUCCGCACACUCUGUCAUGAUCACAAAUAUUGCACCGGAGUACAAAUACUACUUCGACACAUUUAGUGCUCUCAACUUUGCUGCCAAAUCCAAGCUCAUCGUCAAUAAGCCCUUCACCCGGGAGACUGUUGCUGUCCCCGUGUUGCCAGUGAAGCGGGCCAGAGAGCACCACGAGGCAGGAAGGUCUGGCACCGAGCCACAGAAGAAGAAACAGAAAGAGGAGAAGAAAACCGAACAGGGUGGUUCAUCACCCUCUGCACAUUUGGACAGUUUGUCAGAACCAUCAGUGAUGGACAGAUUAUUAGCUCUGGAGAAGUUGAUGAUGAGCUGCCAAGACAAAGACAGAAACAGCAUGCUUAAUGAUGUGGCCCAGUCUCGCAAGGAGAUCCAGGAGCUCAAAGAGAAGCAGAAGAAGUAUGAGAGCCAGGCCCUUCUGAUGAGCCAAUUAGCCAAACAGGAGCCCGCCUUUAAGAACACCACAGCUCCUCUGCAAAGAAAACCGUCAAAUGCUACAAGACCCAAUAAGCAGCAGGCUGUCGUCCAACCCCUACAAGUGUCCCAGCUUCAACCUCUAAAGCAUCUCGCAGUCGUCAAGAAACAGUCGGUCUGCGUCAAGAAGAAAGAGAGGAAGCUUUCAGACCAGCUUGAGCUUCCAGAUGGCAAAGAGAAUAUAAUGGAGACUAGUUGGGAGUCCCAACUGGACACAUCUGUUCUGGAGCAUUCCAGGCAAAAAAUCCUGCAGGUUCUUAACUCCGGUUCCCUCAAAGAGCUGAAAGGUCUGCAGCUGAUCGGUGACAAGAAAGGAAAGCUCAUCCUGGGCUGGAGGGAGAUCCAUGGCAGCUUCUCAAAGUUGGAAGAUCUAGUGAAAGUUGAAGGUAUGACAGAGAAGAGAUUUUCUUCCUUCAUGAAGGCGAACAUCCUGAGUGCCAUGGGAAAGUGAUUUUUAUUUUUUUGUUUUAAUAAAACCCACGUCAAGUGUAUAUAAUUCCUAUUACAAAAGUUUUUAUUUGUCAUGACUUCUUUGUCUUAUCAUGUUUUUGUAGUUACAUCUGUGUACCAGCUGGCGGCGCACUGUGCUUUUUAAUAAACGUCUGGCAUGACA